GCCCUCUGGGGGAGGAGGGGCCCGGACACGUGGAAAGCAGCUGGGUGCUGGGAUGCGCGCGCUGCCCCAGGGGCCAGGUGCGCGAGGGAAGAGCGGCGGUGUCUGCAGCAGUGACGCAGCCGCGUGACGUCUCUUCCCGCCGCCGGGUAGGCACGAUGGCGUCCGGCGCGGAUGGCGAGCGGCAGCUGCGCUUUUACAGGGAGCUUCCUAAAGUGGAGCUCCACGCUCACUUGAAUGGCUCCAUCAGUUCUGUUACUAUGAAGAAACUUGUGGACCAGAAACCAUAUCUUCAAAUCCAUAAUGGAAUGACAAUGAUUGACAAGGGGAAGAAAAGGACUUUGGAAGAAUGUUUUCAGAUGUUUAAUAUCAUUCAUCAGAUUACCAAUAGGACUGAAGAUAUAUUACUGGUAACUAAAGAUGUUAUUAAAGAAUUUGCUGCUGAUGGGGUCAAGUAUCUGGAGUUAAGGAGCACACCUAGAGAAGAAAAUGGCACUGGCAUGACCAAAAGGGCAUACGUGGAAGCUGUACUUGAAGGAAUAAAACAGUGUAAAGAGGAGGAUUUGGAUAUAGAUGUCAGGUUUUUAAUAGCAAUAGAUAGAAGAGGUGGACCUAUCGUGGCCAAGCAAACUGUUAAACUUGCUGAAGAGUUCCUCCUUUCCACCGAUGGGAUUGUGGUAGGGCUUGACCUCAGUGGUGAUCCCACCGCAGGACAUGGCAAAGAUUUUUUUGAACCCCUUUUCGAAGCAAAAAAGGCAGGACUGAAACUGGCAUUGCAUCUUUCAGAGAUCCCAAAUAAAGAAGAGGAGACCAAAAUUCUUCUUGGCUUGCCUCCAGACAGAAUUGGACAUGGUACAUUUCUCAGCUCUACAACAAGUUCAGAGGACCUUGUGCAGCUUGUUAGACAGAAUCACAUACCUAUAGAACUUUGCAUGACGUCAAACUUCAAAAGUCAGACUGUACCUUCCUGUGACAAACACCAUUUUGGAUACUGGUACAACAUGGGCCACCCUACUGUACUUUGUACUGACGAUAAAGGUGUCUUUGCAACAGAUCUGUCUCAGGAGUACCAGCUGGUUGCUAAAACAUUUAAUCUGACGCCAUCACAGAUAUGGGACCUCUCCUAUGAAUCAAUCAACUAUAUCUUUGCUUCAGACCAUGUAAAAUUGAAGCUAAGGGAACAGUGGCAUAAACUGAAACCAAGUCUACUAAGUAAUUGAACUAAAGUUAUAAAUAGAUGAAAACUGAAUAUACUAGCUCCGUUAAUAAGGAUGAUCUGCCUAAGAGAUUCUGUCUUUGGCCUUUUUAAUUUUUAUACAACCAUAGGGCCCAGUCCUGCAGCCUCUGCUUAUAUGAAUUAAGGGCUACAGGAACAGACCGUUAUUUAACCAGGAUGAGAGAGAAGUUCCUUUCCACACUUUGUCUGGACAAAGUCUGUCAGUGAGUAAAAUUCCAGAUUUUUCACAUACUAAAUACCGUAUUCACUGUAGAGAAACUAAUUUUUUAAUUACUUUUUCCUGAAAUGUGUUAAAAUAUCACAAAUAUUGGAACAAUCAUAACAAAAUAAAGUUGAGUAGGAAAAGAACAUAAUACACACAUAACAACAAUGUGCUAAGCAGUAUGUAUAUGUUUUUCUAUAUCAAUCUUAAGUAGGCUGAUGGAGCAGAAAGAUAUGGACAAUCUCAGGGAGAAAAAAAUACUUGUCAAUAAGAUCUUCACACUCAGUUAAGAGACACAUUAGAACUGUUUCUGCUGAUAUAGAUGUCUGACCAAAGCUUUCUGUGGGUAGUUUAAUGAAUAGGCUGACACAAUCAAACUGAACUACACUAUCGACACACUCAGAAUUAACAGUGUGUUACGGUGUCUCUGUAUUACACUGGCAAGCAGAAAAAAAUUCUAAAAACAAAUUCAACCCAUGUGACAUGUUUAUGGGGUUUUGUUUUUAAAAUGCUUUAUUAUAAUUUAAAGUUUAUUUCUUUCCAUUUGUUUUUUAUUUUUUAAACAAAAAAUAGCUUUUUUGAUGCUGUGUGUUUCUAAAACCACUGCUUUUGUUUUUGCUCAGGGUUUGUAGAUUGGAGGCAUGUAAAUUCUGCAGCAAAUUAUGUGAAGUUGUAUCAUUUAUAAGGGAUGCUUUCCUUAUACUAAGUGAUACCAUGUCUGUUUUGACACCACAGGGAGCUCUUUAGUUUGGGAAAUGAGAUGUGGUUUUUGUCAGUGUUAUUAAUUUAUGCAUUGCUAGAUCUGUCACUCUUCACAGAAGUAUCACUGACAACACAAUCUUGCCAUAUGUGGCCCCUAUAUCACUUAAGAGACUGUGUUUUGUGAGUAUUUAAAUAAUUGUACUAGGAAUUGGGAUUUCACUUCAUAGAUUAGGAAAGAGAUUCCGCCAUGUAGAACUUUGGUCCUAUUACUUCAGGCAAUCCCUCUGCUGUCUGAGUUUCAGGAGACCAGACUAUUAAUGGCCUAUGACAGACUGCAUUUUUUGCAGUGCUAAUGAAAGUAGACCAUACUGAAUGUUCUGAAGAUGUAAAGGCAAUCUGUUUGAUGAGUCACUGGCUAUGCUGUUUCAAGUUUUUGUUGGCUCAUGAGAACUGUCAUUGGUAAUGAUUUUUUUUUUUUAUCUUGUAACAAGGCUACUAAUAUGGGUUAUGUGUUGCCCCUGUCAACAGUCAUUGUCACUUCUACUCUGCCUGAUGCUGCCAGGUGCUCAGACGAUUGGGCCCUUAAAAAUCUUUUUAGGAGGGGGAGAUCUUGCAACGGUCAUGGGGAUGGCUAAUACUGUGCCUCCAAAUAUUUGUGAUGUGCUCAGAUUCCACAAGCCUAGUAAUAGGGUCCCAGUCCUUGGUCUCUAGAUGUCAGGGCAACUUGUUGUUGUGUCUGAGCCAAUUGGAAAAAGGUUUAUGAUGAUAAAAACUGGAGAUAGAGUUAGAAUGCUUAUGUGGCAGGAUGAACUUUCUCAGCUAUAUCAUUUAGAAUGAAGCCUAAUGAGUGACCCAGUAGAGGGAUCGUUCUUUUCUGCUGAGAAUACUUACCUCUCAUGUGCUAAGAAAUCAGUUCAGACAAUGUUAUGUGACCUCCUAGCAGCAGCUGGACAUAGGAAACAAGCACAGCUUUGUGACGUCUGCUCUGUAUAGAACGAGCUGUCCUGGCUGAGCUCUCCAGUUCUUUUCUGUGUCCCAGCAGGAGCAGAUCACACUCUGACUUCUGAACUAGGGAUUUAGUUGUUUAUUGUGAUCCACUUUCAGAUAGCUGCUGUUAUAUGUAUGUGGGGAAGAUCAAGACCUAUCUGCAUUCUGCUCCCACAUCCCCCAAUCCUGAGGUCAAGGAAAGAACGCUCUAUCUUAUAGAACGCCGUGGUUCAUGUGUUUUUAGUGAGUAGUCCCCUAGCACCCUAUCAGCCAUCCAUGAUUGUGAUCAGUUGUGCCCCAGCCAUAAAGUACAAGUAAUCGGUGUAAAUUGCUAUGUGGGGGUUGUGUGCCCACUGGCAGGCCAGACAGCAUAUGACUUUAGAGUAGAACCUCAGAGUUCCGAACACCAGCGUUUCAAACAGACCAAUCAGCCACACUCCUCAUUUAGAACCAGAAGUACACAAUCUGGCAGCAGCAGAGACAAACCACUCCCCACCCCCCCAAAAAAGCAAGUACAGUACUGUGUUAAAUGUAAACUACUAAAAGAAAAAAAAGCGGCAUUUUUCUUCUGCAUAGUAAAGUUUCAAAGAUGUAUGAAGUAAUGUUCAGUUGUAAACUUUUGAAAGAACACCCAGAAUGUUUUGAUCAGAGUUAUGAACAACCUCCAUUCCUGAGGUUUCAUAACUCUGAGAUUCUACUGUAUAUUAAAACUGCUGCUCGGAGAUGGGGUACUCUGGAGAAUAGAGCAAGGGGUCACAAGCUGCGAAGUCCUGAGGGUAAAUCUCAUCUCUGCAGCUGAUUGGCUGUAUGGCCUUAGGCAAGUAACUUCACUUCGCUGCCCCAGCUUUCCAGGCUGUGAAAUGGAGAUAAAUGCUAUCUGUCUCAUGGAGGUUGUUAGGGUCUGUUGUUUGUUUGUGCAGCAUUCUGAACAUGUAAAGUGGAAUGUAAACGCUAAGUUUUGUGAUGAUCAGUGCACACUUAUGUCCAUGCAAAACGCAGUGAGGGUCAGAAGCUAGCCUUCCAUUUUCUAUGUAGCAAAUUCUUUCCAACCCUUUAGAAGUGGGUAGGAUUCCAUGGGACUCCCCAAGCAGUAUUCAAUUUAUUUUUCUUUCCACCUCCCAUUCCUCUUUGUGGAGAGUCGCUUACCAGUCUGAGGCAAACUCUUUGUAUAAUCUCUCCUUUAGCUGGAUCCCUCUAACUGGCUUUUAAAAUACAAAUUAGCUUUGUUUCCAAGUUAAAAAAAACCAACACCACAACCAUUAGUCCAAUUGUUUGUUUUGCUUUUUCCACUAAAAAUAAAUAAAAUAGACUUGAAUAAAAAUCUAUAUGCCUUUUGUUUUAAAGCAAAGCCGAGGUAAUCAUGUAUGAAUUGUCAUGUUGGUUUUAGUUAAUGUUUAAGGCCCUGAUCCUACAACUUGUUCUCCAUGGGUUGAUGCUUGCAUCCCCGUGGAUCUCCACUGAAGUCAAUGGAUCACCAUGUAGAUGCAAGGGUCUGACUGUGCAGAACAAGUUGCAGGAUCAGGGCCUUAGUGUGUUACAGUUAAACACACACUCCCGUAAUAAUGAAUAGUUCCUGCCAUGAGGAUGUGUGAAUAUUUGUGAUUGUGUACCUCAUCCAUAUCUAGGUCUAAACUAUUUAUACUACAGUUGGGAACGUGGGAUCUACAAGUAUGUGAAAUUCAUAUCCAGUGUAGGUUGACAUUAAAUGCGGAUGAUGGACUUUCCGCAUGCAUCUGUUUUGUAUUGGAAAAAACCCCACAUCAUUGAAGGAGAUGGAUUUCACUACAGUCUGACUGUGUCGAUCUUUAUUGCUGCUCAUUUAUGGCUCUGUCCUCUUCCCACUGAAGUCCGUAACAAAAUUCUCAUUGAUUUUAAUGGUGAAAAGCACUGUGGUGAUAUCUUGGGUCGCUGCAUGCUCUGAGAGAAUCUUCUUGGAAGCACAUGCCUUGUUUUGAAAAUGGGUUAAUAAAAUCUCCUUGCUUAUCAUUAA
Messenger RNA from Caretta caretta (loggerhead turtle), 5115 nucleotides. It is a transcript of the gene MAPDA, whose product is annotated as N6-Methyl-AMP deaminase. The record is from RefSeq and is a predicted model, not a curated record. Gene Ontology annotation, molecular function: adenosine deaminase activity. Gene Ontology annotation, biological process: inosine biosynthetic process; adenosine catabolic process. NCBI's taxonomy places the organism in Eukaryota, Metazoa, Chordata, Testudines, Cheloniidae.